This is a messenger RNA of Debaryomyces tyrocola, 1497 nucleotides long. Lineage: Eukaryota; Fungi; Ascomycota; Pichiomycetes; Serinales; Debaryomycetaceae. The record is from the annotation of a GenBank genome assembly.
AUGAUAUUGAUAGACGAUGUCAAAUACUCGUGUAUCGAGUGUAUACGAGGACACAGAUCAAGUCUGUGUCGACAUCAUACUAGGCCAUUGCUUCAAGUCAGAUCUAAGGGUAGACCAAAUGUUCAUGCUAAUGGUAACCCGAAUCAUAGAAUUGCAGUUUUUGCAGAAGAAAUAGACAAAGAUGAUAAAAGUGGUACAGGACAUGGCAAGGGAAAUUGUGAGAAUAAGAAAAUACCGGUAGUAAUAUUGAAGGCUUCUCCGAAACAAGUAAUUGACUUAAAUAAUGGUCGGAUUAUUGGCCCAUAUCAGGAAGAUAUCACGGUAGAUGAAAGUAGUAAGCCACCGUUACCGAUCAUUAAUAGCAAUAGUUUUAUUAACACAACUUCGUGCUGUUUGAAUGGAAUAAGCAAACCGAAAAAGUCAUGCGGAUGCUGUUCAAAUAAGACGAAUAAGAAUAUCAAUAAACUGAAGAUUUUGAAGACUUAUCUUAAAAAGCAUAUGAAGCCGGAGAAUGAACGUAAAUUUAUCGACUAUUCUAAACUGAUACAAAUAAAAAAUGAGAAUGAUGACGAAGACGAGAUUAGUGAUAAUAGGCAUUCGGUAAUUAUAGAUAAUGAUGAUGAUAGAGAUAAUGACAAAGUUAACAGCGGUAACGAUAACUUACUAUAUGACGUGGUUAAAAUUCCCUCUUGCUCAAUACCAGGGUCUUGUGGAUGUGAUAGUAAUUGUGCCUGUGAAGGGUGCUUUGUCCAUGGUAACGUUAGUAUGAAUAGCUUGAACAACAACCAGUUUAGUAAUUUAAUCAAUUAUGCAAACAACAACGAAAUAAAAAUGCCACAUGAAAUAAUGAGUAAUUACGCAAAUAAGUUAAGUGAUAUGACUAAUAGCCAGGUAGAGAAUAAUAUAUCUAAGGGGGUUACUAAUUCAGACCCAGAUAUCAAUAAUGUCUUUGCGAAUGACAUUUUGGACACCCAAAGUGGUACACAGAAUGUUCAUUCCCAUCCGCAGUUGGGCAAUAUCCAAAAUGGUGAUCUGCUUAUUUCCAACGCAAGUGCCACAUCGAAUAAUCAAACAUCGAAUAAUUAUAUGAACUUAUUAAAUGAUCACAUGUAUACUUCACGUACAGACUUAGGCCAGCAACAACUUGCAAAUCAAAGACCUAUACAAAGACCUUUACAGGGAUACACACAAGAAGGUCCUCAAAUAGAGAAAGAUAUAGAAUCCAACGUUUGCUCCUGCUCGAAUGAUUGUGAUUGUUUCAAUUGCGAGACACAUGGGAUUAUCAAUGGGAUGAAGCUAGAUGAUUUAUUUAAUCAUAUGAUGCCGGGAGAUUAUAAAGAGUUAAUUAAUUCCAUAGGAGACGGUAAUAACACUAGUAAUAAUCUGACAGUUACUCCAAUAAUUAAUUCUUCCAGUGAGGAUGUAUCUAGCAAUUCGUCGCAAAGUUUGGCUAUUAAUUCAAGCAACGGAAAAACUUCUAGUUGUUGUAGAAAGUAA